Molecule: messenger RNA, 1058 nt
Organism: Stereum hirsutum FP-91666 SS1
Lineage: Eukaryota; Fungi; Basidiomycota; Agaricomycetes; Russulales; Stereaceae
Product: NAD-P-binding protein
Exons: 5
Coding region: 59-967 (302 amino acids)
Cellular component (GO): cytosol
Molecular function (GO): oxidoreductase activity
Source: RefSeq, a predicted model, not a curated record
CCUCACUGCAAUAGUCUUGAUAGCCUCAACCUUCGAAGAUCGAGCUCAAGUUAUAGCCAUGUCUCAAACGGAGCUCCCACCGCUCGAAGCCCACACAGGGACGUACUUCACCAAUACGAUCCACAACGAUACCUACCCCUUCAUCGAUCCUCUCAAGUCUAACAAAGCCCAUACGUCUCACUCUGUCUUUAUCACCGGUGCCUCCAAAGGCAUGGGCCGCUGCAUCGCACUCGCGUUCGCUCAAUCCGGCGCCCCGAAAAUUGCCCUCGGCGCCCGCUCGUCCCUCGACACUCUCGAGUCCGAGAUCCUCAACGCGUCCGCAAAGGCGGGGCAUCCUGCUCCCCAAGUCGUGAAGAUCCAGCUUGAUGUAAUCGACAAGGAGAGCGUCAAACGCGCCGCGCAGGAUGUAGAGAAGGCUUUCGGGGAAGGUGGGGUGGAUAUAUUGGUAAACAAUGCUGGGUUUAUAGAGACGGGAAAGCCGAUGGGCGACAUUGACGUGGAUGAUUGGUGGUAUACUUGGGAGGUCAAUGUAAGGGGAAUGUUCCUCGUGACGCAUGCGUUUUUGCCGUUGGUGUUGAAGAGCAAGGAGAAGACGAUCGUGAACGUAAGUUCGAACGGGGCACAUUGGAUCCUUGCUGGGUACUCAGCGUACCAGACCGGUAAACUCGCCAUUCUGCGUUUGACUGAGUUUAUGAACGUGGAUCAUGGAGCUCAAGGCCUGCUGGCCUACGCCGUUCACCCUGGAAGUGUGCUCACAGAGAUGGGAUACCGUCUGUCCCCAGAGAUACAAGCAGUUUUGAACGAUAAACCCGAGAUGGCUGGGGAUACCAUUGCAUUUCUCACUAGAGAGAGGAGAGACUGGUUAGCUGGUCGAUAUAUUAGUUGCACUUGGGAUAUGGAAGAAUUUAUGUCGAAGAAAGAUGAGGUUGUGAACGGAGACAAGCUGAAGGUUCGGAUGGUCGUGUAAUUAUAGCGUUCUGCCAUGCAUGUUAUUAGCAGCAUGGUGUCAACGACGCCACAUAUACGUAGUAAUAUCACACACUGUAUCUUUACGUCCA